Eublepharis macularius is the source of this 2670-nucleotide messenger RNA. RefSeq names its product vomeronasal type-2 receptor 26-like. Gene Ontology annotation, molecular function: G protein-coupled receptor activity. The coding region runs from base 1 to 2670 and encodes 889 amino acids. The record is from RefSeq and is a predicted model, not a curated record. Gene Ontology annotation, biological process: G protein-coupled receptor signaling pathway. Lineage: Eukaryota; Metazoa; Chordata; Lepidosauria; Squamata; Eublepharidae. The transcript has 7 exons. Gene Ontology annotation, cellular component: membrane.
AUGAUGACAAAGUUCUACCAGCACAUCCUUGCAUUGGUGUUCGCAGUCCAUGAGAUCAAUGAGAACCCCAUGAUCUUGUCCAAUGUUACUCUGGGGUUCCACAUCUGUGACAGCUACUAUGACAUGAAGAUGACCUAUUGUACCACUCUGGAUCUGUUGUUCAAAUCCUAUAGAUAUUUUCCAAACUAUGAAUGUGACUCCAAGAAAAACCUAAUGGCCAUCAUUGGGGGAAUUAGCUACGAUAUUUCCUUCGAUAUGGCAAACAUCCUCCAUCUUUACAAGAUUCCACAGCUCCCGUAUGGCUCAUUUGCCCCCAAGGAAAAAGAUGCUGCACAUUUGACUUCCUUUGUUCAUACGAUUCCUAAUGAAUCCUAUCAGCAUAUGGGGAUUAUCUGGUUGCUAAAGCAUUUUGGAUGGAUGUGGGUUGGGCUCUUUGUUAUGGAUAACGAUGAUGGAGAACAUUUUGUUCAGGCCAUGGAGCAGCUGGUCUCCCAGAAUGGAAUAUGUUUGGCCUUCACUGUAAGAAUCUCAAACCAAGAUGAUUUCAAUUCCUUCGAUGUUCUUCUUGAUUUAGUCUCAAAAAUAUAUGAGCCUCUCAGUGAUAGUAAAGCCAACACAAUUAUCCUUUAUGGAGAAUCCUUGGCUUUUGGAGCGCUUCUUAGUUUGCUGUAUGUAGGCAAUCCUAGAUAUAAUGAAAACACCUCAUUUAGGAAGGUGUGGGUUAUAGCAGCCCAGAUUGAUUUUGCAUUAUUUGGCCUUCAGAAGGGAAUGGAUUUUGAAAUCUUCCAUGGUGCCAUUGUCUUCAGAAUUCACUCAAAUGAGCUUCCAGAAUUCCAAAAGUAUCUUCAGGACAUAAAACCUCCUGGGAAACCAGGAGAUGGUUUCUUUAAGACCUUCUGGGAGCAAGCAUUUGAGUGUACAUUUUCAAAUGACUAUGAGCCAUCUGAUGUUAGUGGUUCAUGCACUGGGCAGGAGAGCCUCAAGAGUCUCCCCAGACCUUAUUUUGAGACACACACAACUGGUCACAGCUACAGAAUCUAUAAUGCAGUCUAUGCCGUAGCACACGCUUUGCAACUGUUUGCCUCCUCCAGAUCCCGCCAGAGAUGGAAGAGGGAUGGUGAAACAGCAGACCUUCAAGAUGUCUUGCCUUGGCAGGUCCAACCACUUCUUCAAGGAGUUUCAUUUAAUAACUCAGCAGGGGAAACAAUAUCCUAUAAUAAGGACAGAGAAACGGGAGCUAGAUUGGACAUUAUGAACUUUGUCACUUUUCCAAACAAUUCCUUCCGGAUGGUGAAUGUUGGAAAGAUGGAUCCCAGUGUUGUCGAAGGGAAAGAAUGCAUGAUCCAAGAAGAUUUGAUUGUCUGGCCAAGAAUUUUUAACCAGGGACUGCCCCGGUCUCUGUGCAAUGACCGCUGCAAGCCCGGCUUCCAGAAGAAAAAGAAGGAAGGGGAGAAAUUUUGCUGCUAUGAUUGUGCUCUGUGCCCGGAAGGGAAAAUCACAAAACAGACAGAUAUGGAUGACUGUAUCGAAUGUGCAGAAGAUCAAUAUGCAAGCACGGAGCGUGAUCGAUGUGUGCCGAGGAUUAAAAGCUUUCUUUCUUAUGAAGAACCUUUAGGGAUCAUGUUGACUUCCACUGCUCUUUCUUUCUCCCUGAUCACAUUGAUGGUUCUGGGAAUUUUUAUUAAGCACAAAGAUACCCCCAUAGUCAAAGCCAACAACUGGGAUAUCACCUACAUGUUUCUGGUUUCCCUUUUACUCUGCUUCCUCUCUUCUUUGCUAUUCCUUGGACAACCAAAUGGUGUGACCUGCUUCCUCCAACAAUCCAUUUUCAGCAUCAUCUUUUCCAUGGCUGUUUCUUGUUUGUUGGCCAAAACCAUCACUGUGGUUGUCGCUUUCAUGGCCACCAAGCCAGGGUCCAACCUGAAGAAAUGGGUGGGGAAAAGACUGACCGUUUCCACUGUCUUUUUCUGUUCUCUUCUUCAAGUAGGCCUUUGUACAGUGUGGCUAGGAACCUCACCCCCUUUCCCAGAUUUGGAUAUGCAGACAUUAACUAGGGAGAUCAUUGUAGGGUGUAACGAAGGCUCUGCCAUCAUGUUUUACAGUGUUUUGGGCUACUUGGGACUUCUCUCUCUCAUCACCUUGACUGUGGCUUUCCUAGCCAGGAAGUUGCCAGACAGUUUUAAUGAGUCCAAGUUCAUCACCUUCAGCAUGCUGAUUUUUUGUAGUGUUUGGGUGACUUUUGUUCCUUCCUACCUGAGCACCAAAGGGAAAUAUAUGGUAGCUGUGGAGAUCUUCUGUAUCUUAGUCUCCAGUGCUGGGUUACUGGCUUGUAUCUUUUCCCCCAAAUGCUACAUUAUUGUGCUGAGGCCUGAGUUGAACAACAGGGAACAAAUGAUGACAAAGUUCUACCAGCACGUCCUUGCAUUGGUGUUUGCAGUCCAUGAGAUCAACGAGGACCCCAUAAUCUUGUCCAAUGUCACUCUGGGGUUCCACAUCUACGACAACUACUAUGAUAUGAAGAUGACCUAUCGUAUCACUCUGGAUCUUAUGGCAACAAAAUUUUACCAGCACCCGCUGGCCUUGGCGUUUGCUGUAGACGAGAUCAACAGGAAUCCCAACAUCUUACCCAAUGUCACUCUCGGGAUUCCACAUCUGCGAUGUCUACAGUGA